Molecule: messenger RNA, 4217 nt
Organism: Drosophila yakuba
Lineage: Eukaryota; Metazoa; Arthropoda; Insecta; Diptera; Drosophilidae
Exons: 4
Coding region: 183-2114 (643 amino acids)
Cellular component (GO): nucleus
Source: RefSeq, a predicted model, not a curated record
GUGUAACUUUCAAUUAUAAGUUCUAUUGAAACAUACAUGUCGAAUUUGAUUAGCCAGCCCUGCUUGCACCAGCUAGCCAAACGGUCACACUGCGCCAAACAAAUCAAAAGCCGGCAAAGUUGUGCGAAAACUAACAAACGCAUUUGAAAGCCCUUUUCUCGUAUUAAAAGAUGUAAAGAACAAUGCGCGGCAUUCGCAAGUGUGUUCACUGUGGUGCCAUCAACGGAAACCGGGCGCUGAUCUGCAAGAACGCCGCCUGUCCGCAGCGCAGGAAUGUCCUGGACGCCGUGCAGCUGGUGUCGCUGCGGCCAGGAUCCACUGUAUACUCGCUGCGGACCAAGGAGAAGGAGCAGCAGCCGCGGAAUUUUGUGGUCAUCCAGGACGUCACCCUGUCACUGCAGCCGGAUGCUGCAGUGGUGUCCAGCAAGGCCGAGUGCUUCGUGGAGUCGUGCCACAAAACGGGUGGCCAACCGGCGGACUGCGUCCAUGUGAAGGCUUGCCGGGAGCUGGGCACCGAGUUUGCCAAGGCGCAGGUGUACCGGGUGUCCCGCGAGGUGCUGUGGAACCUAAACAUCAGGCUGGAGCAGAAGCAGCACCUCUGGCAGCUGUACAAGUACGCCGAGGAAGAGGAGCAUCUGCCUGGCGUGCAGCGGCUAAAUCACUCCACAUUCGCCGUCAAGUGCGAACGUUCCGAAUCCUUUCCAGCUGCUCGACUGCACGUCACCGUCUUGGCCAAUGGUUUGUCCAAGAAGAAGAGCAGCUACGUCUGCGCCUGCCGCAAACUGAAGAUCAUUGUGGAGCCGGAUAACUCGUUGGUGAUGCAGGACGAGAUCUGCGAUCAUCUGCUGCUCGUGCUGGCUGCGAUACUCAGUUCGCCGCAGGGAAAACGGGUCUAUGGCCACUUCACCAGUGGCUUGCAAAACUUCUGGAUGCCCUCGCAGCUGGAAACUCCGCUGGGCGACGUGGCCACCGAGGACUUGAGGCUCAGCCUGGACAUGGUGGAUGAGUUCGACCCGCAGGUGGACAUACUUGUGUUCGGCGAUCAACUAGAUCUUCCCUUGCCGAAUCUCUCCGAUGGCGUCUUUAAUCUGGACAACAUGCAGGCCGCCACUUCUGCCCACAGCACCUCGAGCACCAACGAUGCCUUGAUUCACUAUGCCAACGACUCGCAACUCCUGUCCAAUUGCGAUGUUUAUGCGGAGCCCAUUGAGCUAACCGACUGCAAUAUUGAGCUGAUGGAUCAGUUCCAGCCCACCGAUCAGCUGGAUAUAUGCAGCGAGGAUAUAGAGCUGCCCUUGAUUAGCGAACCCUACAAUAUCCUAGCUGCUCCGCCCAUUUUCACCGAAGCCACGCCCUCUGUGGUCGCCGAUCAGUUGCCCAUUGAACUGGCCACCAUAUCGGUGGUAAAGAAGACGCCGGUCAAGUUCUCGGAAAUAGUGACGGAAGUAAAGUCCCUGAAGCAGCCUUCUCUGCCGGCCAAAAGGGAUUUAAUAGUGAACAAUGCGGCAUCAGCGUCAUCCGUUUGCUUAGACGCUUCCGUACAGCCGGCCUUGUCCUACUCGUCAUGGCUGGAUCAUGUAAUCGAGCUACUAAACGAGAGUUGCGAGCCAUUGGACACUCCAAGCGCUACGCUUACCAAGCGCUCGGUGCACCAAAACUUCCAUGUGCACAAGGAAACCUUUUCGCACUUUUGCAAGAGCUUCAGCACUGGAAUCAAACGACGGCCAUUGGACAAGCUAACUGUGAUAAAAUCGGGCAAACAUAAAGGCCUCAGCAAGUACACCUGGCACUUUGCGAGUCCGCACACCGCGAAGCGCAUCUUCAGCACUUCCAACAUACAGCUGCAGUUGGACCGCGCCUUCGAGCGGCAUGCAGAUGGCCAUUUUGUUCCCUACGUGCGUCCACGCAUUGAGCCACAGGCGCCGGGUCAGCCGAAAAAGCGUGUAGUCUACCCGAGACUCCGCCUGCACAUGGUUAAGAUAGUCUUCGAAGCGGCUCCAAAGGACUUUGUCGGGAAUGGAGUCCUGCUGAGCUGGACCCCGGAUGUUUUGCCCCGCAGCCACUUUGGGUUGAUGCGCGUGGAGUUCACCGUGGAGACACGAUCGCCCAGCUAGGGUAAGUUUGCAAUUUGAUGUUCUUUAUUUAGACGCUUUCGAUUUUGUCUGUUCCAUUUAUCUUUAGUCCAUUUCAACUUUCAUUGGCUUACGAUUAGCUUAGGUGUACAUACAUAUACAUACAUAUAUUCAUAUCAUUAAUUCUGUUUAUCGCGAUACCUUGUCCGAUCUUUGUGUCGCAUCCUCCUGCUGCAGUGGCUUCUACAAGCUGCGGGAAAGUCCCUACUUUCAGGACCUCCUGACAGAUCCUGUCAGGAUCUGGGGCAAAUGCUUCGUUCUUUAAAAUCUAUGGUCUGCCUCUGGGUAUCUGUAUCUUUAUCUAUUUGCUUAGCUCUAAAAUCGUGGGCAUGCUUACUUAAGUUCUCGCUACAUUCAGCUCUUUUUCUUGAAUUGUUUUUAAUAAUUCUUUUUUUGUUUUUUUUUUGUAUCUUUUGUAUUUUCUUGGUUUUUGUUUUUAAAUUGUUUACGCUUAACUUUGACAUUCAUCACAUUUAUAAAUUGCAUAACACCGUCAAUUAGAUAAUCUGUUGCAUCUGUGGUUUUGUAUCAUUCUCAAUUACUUUAGUUAAUGUGUGAAGGUAGUUUAGUCGUGGAAAGGUUUCCAUUUGCUCGAAAAGAGUGUGCACUUUUUAAUUGGGGGAUUUCGGUAGAACUCUGUCUGUGAUCAUUGCUCCAUCGCAAUGCGGUUGAUUAAGCUUUUCUUUGGCUGCGACGUACAUCGCACACUUACAACAUUAUGUACAUAAUGCAUAGAAAUAUCCAUAUCCACCUAUAGUUUCAUCGUACGUACUAAUAUUUAUGUGUUUAACAGUUAAAAUGCAUAGUUUUUGGUUUUCUCAAUAUCGUAUAUCGUAUCGAAAUAAUAUGAUUCUUGUUGUUAUAUUACAGAUGAAGCAUUUGUUACCAUUGCCGGUGUCAGUAUGAGAAAUUUACAAGCCCUCCUAGCGUAUAAGUAGUCUUAGCCUAAGUCGGGUCUAGUGCCUAAGAAACAUAAUCUCACAAAAUUGGUCAUUAGUUGGUUAGUUGGUUAAUAUGUAGAGUCGCCUAUUUGGUAUCAGCUGACAAAUGAUUGGAUUGAUACGAUCAGAUUGAAGGGUGCUCUCCUCCCUUCCACCCGAAUCGAGCCCGAAUCUACGGGGUCUGCAUCCUCAAGUAGUCUGACUACAUGCGAUUGUGGGGUGGACACGGGAUGGAUGUUGGCGGGGAAGGGGGCAAACUGAAGGACCUUUGACAUUCGUUAAUUUACAUAAUCAGUAUACAUGCUUAUUCAAGUUAAAGUGUACAAAAAACCAGUCUUUAAAACAUGUUUGUUUAUCGUUUCUUAUGUUUCUUCAUUUCCACUAAUACUUUACAUAUAAAAUGUAAAAAUAUUCACUAAAUUACUUGCGCUCUACUCGCUUUGCUGUGGUGUGGGGAGAUAUAUACUUGCUAUCUGCCCGAUCUGGACAACUGCCAGACCAUUAGCCAUGGCAAUUCAGAGUGCUAGGUUUAAGCCUAAUUCGUAUCCACAUCCGGGGCUAACUUUAAGAACUGUACAGGUUAAUAUUACGCUGUUAGUCGGGUCUAUCAAAUAUGGGGAAACAUGGAAACGUUGUAACGUGGAAACACCCUGUGCAUCGAUAGAGGAAAACAAAACUUAAACUUGAGUUUUCAUUGGGAUUUUCUUUUAUCUCGCUUUUCACAUGUAUCGUAUAUUUUAAUAAUACUUUGCUUGCGACUACUUGCAGAUUUACACUUAGUUGUCGCCGUUGCUUACUUUACUUUUUUAUUUUUACAAUAUUAUUAGCUUAUUAGCUCAAUAGCUUUGCAGAGUGAUGGGUUUGGGUUUUCAGGCCACUUUUGACCACAUUUUUACAGUAUCUUUUAUCUGCCUAUCUGUUUUCCGGCCUUGGCUGUAUUUACAAAUUUUCGUGAUGCCUGGUGCUUUGUGCGGAAAUCGUGUGAUAUAUUUAGCUUUGAUUGGGAUUUACAGUGAUGUGUGGUGUAAAGUGCUAGGUAAUUCGGCGUAUUGCCCACUAAAUUCGCAAUUAAUUUGUAGCUAGGUUUGCUUGAGUUUGUCUUUAUUUUGUAUUGAACCGCAUUUAAACUGGAACCAAUUGAUAG